This is a messenger RNA of Hibiscus syriacus, 2971 nucleotides long. RefSeq names its product protein NTM1-like 9. The record is from RefSeq and is a predicted model, not a curated record. The coding region runs from base 117 to 2777 and encodes 886 amino acids. The transcript is spliced from 11 exons. Gene Ontology annotation, biological process: regulation of DNA-templated transcription. Lineage: Eukaryota; Viridiplantae; Streptophyta; Magnoliopsida; Malvales; Malvaceae. Gene Ontology annotation, molecular function: DNA binding.
GGCUAAGUAAUCGAAGAAGUCGGACGAGUUUACUUACAGUGGAAGAUAGUCGGACGUGUUAUUGUUUUUAUGGUUUUUGAAAACUAGUUGGUAUUAGAGUUUUUGAGGUCUGAGUGAUGGCGGUUUUGACGAUGGGAGCUUUGCCUUUAGGAUUUAGAUUUAGGCCGACCGACGAGGAGCUCAUCAAUCACUACCUUAGGUUGAAGAUCAACGGUCGUCAUUCCGAGGUUCAGGUCAUUCCUGAAAUUGAUGUCUGCAAAUGGGAGCCCUGGGAUUUGCCUGGACUGUCGGUGAUAAAAUCGGACGAUCCGGAGUGGUUCUUUUUCUGUCCUCGUGACAGGAAGUACCCCAACGGCCACCGUUCCAACAGAGCAACGGAUAAAGGGUAUUGGAAAGCCACGGGGAAAGAUCGAACUAUCAAGUCUAAAAAGUCGCAUAUCGGGAUGAAGAAGACCCUUGUUUUCUACAAGGGUCGUGCUCCCAAGGGUGAGCGUACUAACUGGAUCAUGCACGAAUACCGCCCCACUACCAAGGACCUUGAUGGCACUGCCCCUGGCCAGACUGCUUUUGUUCUAUUUCGGUUGUUUCAUAAAGUAGAAGAGAAGAAUGAUGCUGCGAAGUAUGAUGAACUGGAACAAACGGGAUAUUCUCCUGCCAUUAUAAAAUCUUCUCCCGAUGAUUCUUCAUCGGAUUUUCUGCAGGAUACUGUGUCAACUGUGACACAAUCUCAAAAGCCUGAUAACUUUAUGCAAAAUGAUCAAGUAACAGGUGAUACCAGCAGCUGCAAUAGUCAUAUGACUUCUAAUGCAGAUGAUCAUGCAACAGAAGAAACUGUAGUGGAGAAAUGUCCCUUUCUGGAAGGCAAUUCAAAUUUGUAUGAACCCAAUUAUGGUGAACUUGACUACAAAGUCUUUUCACCACCAAUGAACUCGCAUUUGUUUGAAGAUCUGCCACACUGCAUUUACUCUCCUUAUGCUAAUGAAUUUGGCCAUGAUCAAAAUGGAUUUCAUUUCAACGAUGGGACAAGCGCACAAGAUGUAUCAUUCUCUUUGUUGGAUGAUGUCUUAAAUAACCAUUAUGACUCCUGUGGAGAGUCAAGCUCUCAGAAGAACUCGGUUGCCGGAACAGAGAUGCCCUUGUUUGAUAAUUCAUUCAUCUCAAAGGCAACACAACCAGAAACAUCAUAUCUCAAAGAAAAUGGCAUAUUCACUGACACAAACACUGAAAUGCCACAAUUACAGUUUGAUACAGAGGUUGGAGCUCAAAGGUGGCUUGGUGGGCAUAUGGAUAACAAGCAAGCACUGCAAAUGCAAGCUUCGUAUGAAUCUAUCCUUACUCAAACAACACAUUUUAACCAAGAGUUUAGAACCAGAAAUAUCGGUGGCUUUGGAAAUGAUUCUGUUGGCCAUGGAACUUCAUUUGCUGAUUCUCCAAUGGGUUAUAUCAAUCAUUUGCAACAAUUAACCAGUCUGAAGAAUAACGUGAAUAGUGGUGGUAUUGGAAUGAACACUGGAACUCUUGGAACUGGAAUCAAGACUAGGACCCGUGGACCUCAGCAACGACCAAAUUCAGAGAUUGUAAAUCAAGGCACUGCUUCAAGAAGAAUACGGUUGGAUAUGACAUUUUCUACUGGGCCAAUGAAAGGUUCUGUAGGCUGUGUCAAUUAUGGGAAAAUAACAAGUGCUGGCUUCACUGAAGAAGAAGAAGUUCAAUCUGCUCUAACCGAGGUCACAGAACCUGAAGCUGCAGGGGAGACUUCUAGUUCUGAUGAGUCAGAGAAGAAUAUUGCAAAUCAUGGCACUGCUCCAAGAAGAAUACGCUUGCAAAUGAAACUUCCUACUGGACCAGCGAAUUGUUCUGCAGGCUGUGGCGUUGGUGAGAAAAUGACAAGUCCUGGCCUCAGUGAAGAAGAAGUUCAAUCUGCUCUAACUGAGGUCACAGAAGCUGAAGCUAUUGGACAAACUUCUAGCUCUUAUGAGACUUCUAGCUCUGAUGAGUCGGAGAAAGAGGAUGAGUUACUCAAGUUUGAUGGCAGUGGGGAUAUUGCUGAUGAAUCUAAUACAAAACCAAGUCUUGAGGUCACAGAAGCUGAAGCUACAGGUCAAACUUCUAGCUCUUAUGAUACUUCUAGCACUGAUGAGUUGGAGAAAGAGGACGAGAUACUCAAGUUUGAUGGCAGCGGGGAUAUUGUUGAUGAAUCUAUUACAAAACCAAGGCAGAAGGUCACAGAAGUUGAAGCUACAGGCGAAACUUCUAGCUCUUAUGAGACUUCUAGCUCUGAUGAGUUGGAUAAAGGGGAUGAGUUUCUCAAGUUUGAUGGCAGCGGGGAUAUUGUUGAUGAAUCUAGUACAACACCAAGGCAGAAGGUCACAGAAGCUGAAGCUACAGGCCAAGCUUCUAGCUCUGAUGAGUCAGAGAACGAGUUACACAAGUUUGAUGGCAGCAGGGAUAUUGCUGAUGAAUCUAGUACAGAACCAAGGCAGAAGGUUUCUUUGAUGCAGGUCACUAAAGCUGAAGCUACAGGACAAACUUCUAGCCCUGAAGAGUCGGAUAAAGAGAACAAGUCGCUCAAGUUUGAUGGCAGCAGGGAUAUUGCUGAUGAAUCUUUUACACUGCAAAGGCAGAGGGUGAAGCAGAACGGUGGCAGCCAAAAGGGCCCAUCGGUGCAUUUAAAGGCAGUUACUGCUCUUCCUUACUCAAGCUUCCCUUUAACUCGUGUUUUCAGCGUUUUCAUCUUCACAGUCUUGUUUGCACUUGUCGUGGGGAUAUGGGGAUAACUUUGAUCUUGACUUCUUGAUGAUGUUGAAACAGGCUGUAGGUAGGUAGGUAAGUAGAUCGCUUUCCUGUUGAAUCUUGUAGGAAAUACGAUCAGGUUAUGUUAAUUGUGCCCUAUGUGUAGAGUAUAUUGUAUGAAGAAUAGGGGAAUGUACUUUGUAUGAUAUGGCCUUAAAUUUUACCACUGGCUUAGAGA